GGCGCGCGCCGCUCUUCCCCGCCCCCUCCCCGGCAGAGAUGGCAGCGCCCGCGCCCGCGUCCCCGCCGCGGCCCGUCACCCACCUCAUCUUUGACAUGGACGGCCUGCUUCUGGAUACCGAGCGGCUGUACUCCGUGGUGUUCCAGGAGAUCUGUGGCCGCUACGAGAAGGACUACAGCUGGGACGUCAAGUCGCUGGUCAUGGGCAAGACGGCCCUGGAAGCGGCUCAGAUCAUCAUCGACGUCCUGCAGCUGCCCAUGUCCAAAGAGGAGCUGGUGGACGAGAGCCAGGCCAAGCUCCAGGGGCUGUUCCCCACCGCCCAGCUCAUGCCAGGGGCCGAGAAGCUGAUCCACCACCUGCGGAAGCACAGCAUUCCCUUCGCCCUGGCCACCAGCUCAGGGACCGCGUCCUUCGAGAUGAAGACGGGCAGACACAAGGCCUUCUUCGGCCUGUUUGACCACAUCGUGCUGGGGGACGACCCCGAGGUGAAGGGCGGCAAGCCCCACCCCGACAUCUUCCUCGCCUGCGCCCGGAGGUUCUCCCCCGCGCCGCCCCCGGAGCAGUGCCUGGUCUUCGAAGACGCUCCCAACGGGGUGGAGGCGGCCCUGGCGGCCGGGAUGCARGUGGUGAUGGUCCCCGAUGAGCGCCUGAGCCGCGACCUGACGAGCAAGGCCACCCUGGUGCUGCGUUCCCUGCAGGACCUGCAGCCCCAGCUCUUCGGCUUGCCCGCCUACGACUGAGGGCCACCGCGCUCCACGCCGCUGCAGUGGGCCUCCUGGCCCCGCCCACAAUCGGGGUCCACCUGCGGAGGGGAGGGGCGGAGGGAGGCGGCAGCCCAGGUGCAGCCAUGUCACCUCUGUACCUACCUGGGGAGGGCCCGUUCCCUGAGCUGGCGUGGCCCAGUUUUGCUCCAGGUUGAUGGCCGUCCACUGGACACUUGAGAGAGGACAGAGACCGUGCAGAGCAAGGUCCAGCGUACAGCACAUGCCGAUGGCACACGCCUGUGUGUGUGGUCUGCGUGCGUGCUCCCUGCUCUCCAGGCAGAGACCACACGUGGCCAUUCCCUUAUUCUAGUUCUCUCAACAUGGGCAGCUGCACCGUGUCGGCUCCGUGUGCUGCGUGUAUGCACGCUUGUGUGUGCAGGCGUGUCCACACUCCCUCUGCUGCACACCCUGGGCCCCACCGACUCCCUCUGCUCAGCAGCCUGGGAGGGGGGCGGGGCUUGGAGCCUGAGGAGCAGCCCUCCCCCCUGGGGCCAGGCCUCCCCUCCCUCUGCUCCUCACAGUACCCCCCUGCACAGUCGCACCCCGACUGCCAGGAGCCACCCCAGCAGGGUCCCUGUGGCCUGGGCGUGUCCACGGCGCCCAUCUGCAUGUGGAGGAGAGUUUUCCACCUCGGAGCCCACUCCUGUCCUUCAGGGACGCUGUCCUUCCAGUGCCGUGGUGGAAACGGCGAGGUCAGGGUAGGACCUGGGAGGCCUGAGCGCCGGGGACACUUGGGGGGCCUUCGGCCUCCCCACUCUGGACGGCUGGCUCUGCCCGGCCAGUGGGCUGUCACCUGUCAGGAACGGUUUGGUCUGCACUCCUGUCUGCGGGGUGGCUCUGUCACCCACUGUUGAGCUGACUGUCACCUCCGCGCCUGGUGGAGAGAAGGCGGAGGGGCAGGGGUUUGGGGGAACGGUCCUUCUCCGGCAGCCCGCCUGGCUCCCGGGAGCGCACCUGCUCCCAGAAGCCUCCUGAGCCACGGCAGCAUCUCCCGGUGUCCCCGCAGGCUGACGGGUGUAAUAAAGUCCUG
Molecule: messenger RNA, 1794 nt
Organism: Urocitellus parryii (Arctic ground squirrel)
Lineage: Eukaryota; Metazoa; Chordata; Mammalia; Rodentia; Sciuridae
Gene: Pudp
Product: pseudouridine 5'-phosphatase
Molecular function (GO): phosphatase activity
Source: RefSeq, a predicted model, not a curated record